UAAGGAACGAAAGAACUCGAAAAACUCAGAGGGAUCCUAAACGGUUUUCUGUACGAAUUUUCGCUCACUGAUUUGCAGCAGGAAUCUGCUUUCAUCAGAAUCAAAAGUGGGAAAGAGAGAAAAUGCCAAAGAAUGGGACUAAGGUGAAGGGAGAGGAGGAAUCUCCCAUUAGAUCCAUAUUCUGUCUGAAGAAGAACGUCCCCUUGGAGGAGUUCGAUGAAAAAGAAGACUGUUUCAUCUUAGAUUUCGAUCCAUUCGAGACCAUCGAUCUCAAAAAGCUCGCUCUCAAAGAUAACAAGAAGAAAGAUGAAGAUUCUCAAGAAAUCUCGGUCAUUGCCGAGCGAGGCCAGGUGGCUUGUCGAGACUACCCACAUUCAAGACAUCUCUGCGUAAAAUUUCCAUUUGACAAGACUCCCCAUGAGAAAUAUUGUGAACAGUGCUACUGUUACGUUUGUGACACAAUCGCCCCAUGUAUAUCCUGGAUAAGAGGAGCUCAGCAAGGACAUUGCCAUGCAACGGAGCAUGAUUUUAUAUGGAAAAACCUGAGGGAAAUGAAGAAUCGAAAUCCUCCAGUGCAGAAAAUAGCUCUGCAACCUGUGGUCUAACUUCUCUAACUUCGCAGAGAGUUAUACAGUGUUGGGCUAAUUUUAUUAACAGAAAUUUUGCAUAGAUGGGGAUCUACUAAUCGAAUGUUUUCAGCAAACAUAUCUGAAAUUUUAGAGAUAUGAUGCCAUUAGAAGUAAGAUGUUUUGGGUGCUUAGAAUGUCAGUGGGUUCCCUAUAGGGACUAUUUUGGGUAGAUAAUAUGUAUGUAAAAAUAUUGUAUAGGUGGAAAAUGGAAGCUGGAGGUUUCUAUUUUUUGGAAUGAUCAUGGCAAUAGCUAGGGAUAUUGCUCCACUUCUUCAAUGGUGCUAAAGUAAUUAUUGAUCAAGAAUUUGUGGCUUCUUUUUUAUUGUGGAUAAUAUUGUUUGUUAUUAUCUAA
Messenger RNA from Nelumbo nucifera (sacred lotus), 981 nucleotides. RefSeq names its product RPM1 interacting protein 13-like. NCBI's taxonomy places the organism in Eukaryota, Viridiplantae, Streptophyta, Magnoliopsida, Proteales, Nelumbonaceae. The record is from RefSeq and is a predicted model, not a curated record.